Molecule: messenger RNA, 504 nt
Organism: Odobenus rosmarus divergens (Pacific walrus)
Lineage: Eukaryota; Metazoa; Chordata; Mammalia; Carnivora; Odobenidae
Gene: TMEM229B
Product: transmembrane protein 229B
Exons: 1
Coding region: 1-504 (167 amino acids)
Source: RefSeq, a predicted model, not a curated record
AUGGCGUCCGCCGAGCCCCUGACGGCGCUGUCCCGCUGGUACCUGUAUGCCAUCCACGGCUACUUCUGCGAGGUGAUGUUCACGGCGGCCUGGGAGUUCGUGCUGAACUUUAACUGGAAGUUCCCGGGGGUCACGAGCGUGUGGGCACUCUUCAUCUACGGCACCUCCAUCCUCAUCGUGGAGCGCAUGUACCUGCGCCUGCGGGGCCGCUGCCCGCUGCUUUUGCGCUGCCUCAUCUACACGCUCUGGACCUACCUAUGGGAGUUCACCACCGGCCUCAUCCUGCGCCAGUUCAACGCCUGCCCCUGGGACUAUUCCCAGUUCGACUUUGACUUCAUGGGCCUCAUCACCCUGGAGUACGCCGUGCCCUGGUUCUGCGGGUCCCUCAUCAUGGAGAAGUUCAUCAUCCGCAACACCCUCCGCCUCCGCUUUGACAAGGACGCCGAGCCUGGGGAGCCCGGUGGCCCCCUGGCCCUGGCCAACGGCCACGUCAAGACAGACUGA